This is a messenger RNA of Cotesia glomerata, 946 nucleotides long. RefSeq names its product mesencephalic astrocyte-derived neurotrophic factor homolog (gene Manf). Gene Ontology annotation, cellular component: endoplasmic reticulum. Gene Ontology annotation, molecular function: calcium ion binding. The transcript has 5 exons. Lineage: Eukaryota; Metazoa; Arthropoda; Insecta; Hymenoptera; Braconidae. The record is from RefSeq and is a predicted model, not a curated record. Gene Ontology annotation, biological process: neuron projection development; dopaminergic neuron differentiation. Bases 360 to 890 code for a protein of 176 amino acids.
CAAAAAAUAGAGACAAAAAAACAAAACUUUAUCAAGAUUUAACAAUUCCACUGUAAAAUAGUAUAAAACUAAUGUGAUUUACACCAAUAAAAGUGCGCUUACGUAGCCGUAGAAUUAACCAAUUGGCUCUCGCCAGCUGUAGUAACAAAUUUUGACAGAAAUCAACGUGGUAUAAAUAUAAAGCCGAUGGUUUUUAUAAAUACUAUUUACAUUUACAAUAAUUAAUAGAUUUUUUUCCAUAAGCGGGAUAUUUUCCACCAUUAUUAAAAUUGUACUUAUAUUUUUUAUAGAUCAUUUGUGUUUUUUAUUUCAAUCAGGUGAUUAGUAUUAAUAUAUAUAUAUAUAUAUUCAAGACUAAAAUGGGGAAAUUGACUUUGUUAUUUGUGUUUUUGUUACUGGGAUUAAGUUUACCUGCUUUUGCAUUAAAAGAAGGAGAAUGUGAAGUGUGUGUGAAAACAUUAGACAAAUUUUCUGACACGCUAACAGAAGAUGUGAGAAAGGAUUCGAAAAAAAUAGAAUCAGAAUUUAAGAAAUUCUGUAAAAACUCCAAAGGCAAAGAAAAUCGUCUCUGCUACUAUUUGGGUGGAUUAGAAGAUUCAGCCACGGGAAUUCUUGUUGAAUUGAGCAAACCACUUACAUACUCACUGCCAUCAGAUAAAAUUUGUGAGAGAUUACGUAAAAAAGAUGCUCAAGUUUGUGAUCUCAGAUUUGAAAAACAAAUUGAUCUUGACAAGGUUGACCUGAAGAAAUUAAAAGUACGCGACCUGAAGAAAAUAUUGAAUGAUUGGGAUGAAAAUUGCGAUGGGUGCAUUGAGAAAACAGACUACAUUAAACGUAUCGAGGAACUUAAACCCAAAUACACUUCUAGUACAAAGAAAACUGAACUCUAAAUUAAUAUUUUUUAUUUAUCUUUUUGGAUUAGUUUAUUAAUAACAUCAGAUACAUA